Molecule: messenger RNA, 1223 nt
Organism: Rhinopithecus roxellana (golden snub-nosed monkey)
Lineage: Eukaryota; Metazoa; Chordata; Mammalia; Primates; Cercopithecidae
Gene: ISOC2
Product: isochorismatase domain containing 2
Exons: 6
Coding region: 280-897 (205 amino acids)
Cellular component (GO): cytoplasm
Source: RefSeq, a predicted model, not a curated record
GCGCUGAUUGCGGGCAGAGGCAGUGGCACAUGCGGAUUGGCCGGAGGAGGGGGCGAGGCAGCGCAUGAUGAGUGUCGAUUGGACGGCUCGACCCAAGUGGGCGGAACAAGGACGGUGCAGGGAGUGGGCCACGUGUCCAGGCCUAACGAAACGGUAACCCGUCCCGAGAAGCCCGCAAAAGGCCUCAGCGGCGGCCCUCCGAGCGCCGAGAGGUGAGGGUGCCCCCGGCCUCACCUGCGGAGGGGCCGUUCCGGGCUCGAACCCGGCACCUUCCGGAAAAUGGCGGCUGCCAGGCCCAUCCUGGGCCGAGUCCUUCCAGGAUCCUCUAUCCUGUUCCUGUGUGACAUGCAGGAAAAGUUCCGCCACAACAUCGCCUACUUCCCACAGAUCGUCUCAGUAGCAGCCCGCAUGCUCAAGGUGGCCCGGCUGCUGGAGGUGCCAGUCUUGCUGACGGAACAGUACCCACAAGGCCUGGGCCCCACAGUGCCUGAGCUGGGGGCUGAGGGCCUUCGGCCGCUGACCAAGACCUGCUUCAGCAUGGUGCCCGCCCUGCAGCAGGAGCUGGACAGCCGGCCCCAGCUGCGUUCUGUGCUGCUCUGUGGCAUUGAAGCACAAGCCUGCAUCUUGAACACAACCCUGGACCUCCUGGACCGGGGGCUGCAGGUCCACGUGGUGGUGGACGCCUGCUCCUCACGCAGCCAGGUGGACCGGCUGGUGGCGCUGGCCCGCAUGAGACAGAGUGGUGCCUUCCUCUCCACCAGCGAAGGGCUCAUUCUGCAGCUGGUGGGUGAUGCCGCCCACCCGCAGUUCAAGGAGAUCCAGAAGCUCAUCAAGGAGCCCGCCCCAGACAGCGGACUGCUGGGCCUCUUCCAAGGCCAGAACCCCCUCCUCCACUGAACUCCAACCCUGCCUUGAGGGAAGACCACCCUCCUGUCGCCAGGACCUCAGUGGAAGCGCGUUCCCCCCAUUCCUGGAUCCCAAGAGUGGUGCGAUCCACCAGGAGUGCCGCCCCCUUGAGGGGGGAAGUAGGGUGCUGCCCUUCCAUUGGACAGCUGCUCCCGGAAAUGCAAAUAAGACUCCUGAAAGCUGGGUGGGAAUUGGCUGAGCCGAGAUGGAGGCGGGGCUCGGCCCCGGGCCACUUCACGGGGCGGGAAGGGGAGGGGAAGAAGAGUCUCAAACUGUGGGACACGGACUCGCAGAAUAAACAUACAUGUGGCUGUGGA